UAAUGAUUAGUUUUGUUUUUUUAUUUUUAUUUAUAUGUAUAUUUCAAAUAAUAAUAAUAAUAAUAAAAAUUUAAAAUAAAAAAUAGUAAUGGUUAAAGUUAAAAGUGUAAAGAUUUAUACAUUUAUAGAUGAUGAAGAUGGAAAUUCAGAAUUAUUUUGGUUAAAUGGUCAACUUAUUAAUCACACAGCAAUCGAAUAUAUGGUCAGAGCAUGUAAUGGGUUAAAUAAUAGUUGUUUGGGUGGCAGAAAAUUUAAAAAGAUUAAAGUUAAGAAUAAAACCAAAAAAGAAAUUGUCAAUCAAUCAAAACUAGUACUAAGGGAAUACAUCAGAAAAAAAACAAGAAAUGGAAAACUGACGUUAAAGAAUUUUACUGUUGGCCAGUGUCACUGUGAUCUAUGCGUAAAUGAGUUACCAAUCAUUAUUCAACAAAAGAAAAGCAAAUUUCCCAAGAAUGAAAACGAAUGGUUUGAUUAUCUACGUGUCAUUUAUUUUUGUAUCAUUAAGCAACAAAAGUAUGUCAUCGAUGUAAAGGAGCCAAAAGAUGACGAGUCCAACAAAUUUAAUGACUCAUCAUCAGAAGAAGACGAUGACGACGAUUUCUUGUCUGAUGAUGAUGAUCAAUCUGGUAGCAGUAAAAAUGGAAAUAGCAAUGGUAGUAGUAAUUCUACAGGUAAAAUGGAAUAUUCAGGAAAUCAAGAGAAUCGUUUAAAUGAUAACAUAAACAAUGAUGAAGAGGGUGAAAAUGAUGAAAAUGACAAUUUCAAUAGAUUUCAAGAUGGAAAAGAGUAUUUUGUAUAUACUAAAGAUUUGUUUGAAUUCUUGUUUGUACAUAGAAAAUUAUUAGAAAUAGAAGGUUUAUUUAAAAAGUAUUCAACAUCCGAAAUAAAGAAAACUAUAAUAUCAACUCUAUGCUAUUGGCAAAAUACUUUUAAGAAUGGUAAACAAGUUAUGGGUGUUAACGGCUAUUGGACUUUAGUAGAUGUAAAAGAUGAUCCAUGGUACGAUAUUGAUAUUCCAUCAGACGAGGGUGAAAGCAGAAAGGUUAACGGAAAGAGUUAUAAAAUUUGUGGGGUUCCAACACCACGUGGUAAAUGCCAAAGAAUUGGUACUUGUCCAACUCAUCCUAAAAUAAAUCAUAUACCAACCUCAAAAAAUAUCAUACCGGACGAAUUCAAUUUUUCAGAGUCUAGCCAAAGUGAUAGUGAUGACAGUGAUAGGUUUCUAAACAAUUCAAGUGGCGAGGAAGAGGAAGGAGAGGAAGGGGUUGGCAAAAAGAAAACAUCAGUAAAAAGGAAAGUAACAGAGAGUAAAAAAUCAACUUUAUCAAAAACAAAAUUAAAAUCAAAGUCAAAACCCAACGCUACAAAUAAAAAAGUACUAAAAACAACUAUCAGAAGAAUCAAAUCAAACACUACUAAAAAUGGAAAAUCAACAACCAGUAAAACUACUACGAAAAUAAAAAAUAAUAAUAAUAAUAAAAUUGGUAAUAAAAUUAAAAACACCAAUAAUAAUAAUGUCAACAACAAUAAUGAUAAUAUAAUAGACAAUUUGAAUGAGGAGAAUUUAAAAAAAAUUAAAGUCAAAAUCGACCAGGUCGAAGAAGAGAUCGAAAACGAAAUCGAAAAGAAAUCAAUACCUGGAGGUUUAUGUAAAAAUCUUUCACCCCUCAAAAUGGAAAAAGAAAUACUAGAUAAAUUCUCUUUUUCAUCAAUUUUAGAGCAGGCAGAUUUGGUUCAGUAUAAAGAUAGAUUACCUAAAGAAUAUGUUAGAUUUAUGAUUUUAAAAGUUUCAGACAAUGAUCAUCUCCCUCAAACCUUAACAAAUGAAAUUUCAUUACACCCACCACCAUUAAUUCAUAAAUUAUGGUUAUUCCAUAUAUCAAAUACAAAAAAAUAUAAAGAAUUUUGUGAAUUGUUAGGUGGUAGUACAGUGUCAUGCAACCCUCAAAUGGUUUUUGAAUCAAAAGAUUCUUUGGCUAUCAAAUAUGAAAGAUUAAAAGAACUUUAUGUCUAUUCUUUUGGUAAUUUUAAAUUUUAUUCAAAAAAAAGUGUUUCAGCAUAUAAUGAUUGUUUUAAAUCAAAUCAAGAUAUAUGGGUCGAUCCUUCUCAAUUAUAA
Messenger RNA from Dictyostelium purpureum, 2116 nucleotides. RefSeq lists its product as uncharacterized. The record is from RefSeq and is a predicted model, not a curated record. Bases 89 to 2116 code for a protein of 675 amino acids. The transcript is spliced from 2 exons. Lineage: Eukaryota; Evosea; Eumycetozoa; Dictyosteliales; Dictyosteliaceae.